Messenger RNA from Cylicocyclus nassatus, 465 nucleotides. NCBI's taxonomy places the organism in Eukaryota, Metazoa, Nematoda, Chromadorea, Rhabditida, Strongylidae. The record is from the annotation of a GenBank genome assembly.
AUGGAAGAAAGACGUCGCCAAUACGAGGAAUCCAUCCAAAACAAGGUGUUGACAGAGUAUAUUAGAAUAAUAAACAUUCCCAUCGGAGACCAUAAGGAAUUCAAUCUUAUGUGUGAUGAUUUUCUUGCCAGAGUCGGGCUAAUGAUUUUGCUUAUUUUGGGUAGUCUUAAUAUUCAACAACGAUUAAAGGAGGGGAUUAAAGAACCAGAAAUCCGUAUCAAACGUGCAAAAAUUAAAGUGGAAGGCCUGGGAAGUUUUGACCCUAUUGUACUAGCAUUGCGCCUGAAAAUGGAUUGUGCUCACUGGAAUGGGUCACCAUUCGAGGAACUUCUUGACUUCAAGCUCCAAAAGGAAUAUAAAGAGGAAACGAUGCAUAUUAGCGAAUUACAUUUACCGGGGCUUGGGAAUAAGGAAAAUCUUCCGCCUGAAGCAUCUUAUUUGGAGGCUGUGGUAGGUGUGGCUUAA